This is a messenger RNA of Ochlerotatus camptorhynchus, 858 nucleotides long. RefSeq names its product dynein light chain Tctex-type protein 2B-like. The transcript is spliced from 5 exons. Gene Ontology annotation, biological process: microtubule-based movement. Bases 23 to 664 code for a protein of 213 amino acids. The record is from RefSeq and is a predicted model, not a curated record. Lineage: Eukaryota; Metazoa; Arthropoda; Insecta; Diptera; Culicidae. Gene Ontology annotation, cellular component: cytoplasm; cytoplasmic dynein complex. Gene Ontology annotation, molecular function: dynein intermediate chain binding.
CUUCGUAUUCACACAGGACAAAAUGGAUUCGGAAUUAGCACCUCAAACAACGCCCGAGAAAAAGGUGAAGAAAAAGAGAAUUGCUAUCAUGGAACCUCACGAAGAGCUGGGAAUGGAUAAGCGAAGGGAAACCAAAGUCUAUCGCAAGUCAGUUUUCCCUGGUGUUCACGAAAGCUUUGAUCUCGCUAUGAGUAGUUCUCGCCGACAAUCAUCCACGGGUAUGAUAUUCAAUCGCCUAAUGAGUUCUGGUUUCCCGUCUAUGGCAUCUAGACGAUGGACCAGUCGCCGCAGUACAAUGUACAUGUCUCCGCGUUUUCAAAACAACUAUCGUUUGGAAUCGCGCCAUCCGUUCAAUCGUGAGCGAGUGCAGUUUAUAAUCGAUCGUUAUCUCAAUUCAUUCUUGGAGGAUCAUAAGUACAACCCACGACGUGCCAAGCGAUUGGCGGAAAAUCUCAGCGUCGAACUCCGAGAUAUGGUCAAACGAUGCAGCUUUGAGCGGUAUCGAGUGGUUGCCAUGGUGACCGUGGGAGAUAAGAAUUCCCAGGACUUCAAAUCGUCCAUGCGUUUCGUGUGGGAUGCCGAAAAGGAUGGAUACGUGAACUUUGUAUACGAAGCACCGACGUAUUUUGUAAUCGCGACCGUACUAGCAGUGUAUUACGAGUAGAUGUUGUAGUGGAUCGAACAAUAAAAUUGAUAGUCAUAUUUUCUUAGAGACGCUUCGGACAAAACAAUGUACCAUAUAGUUGGCAGUCAGUAUUUUAUUAGUUAAGCACUAAAGUCAUUAAGGCUAAACAAAAAAGCUACUUGAUAAAUUAAAAGGAUCCUAGCAUUCACUUUAACUUAAAAAUAAAAAUCACU